Molecule: messenger RNA, 906 nt
Organism: Ricinus communis (castor bean)
Lineage: Eukaryota; Viridiplantae; Streptophyta; Magnoliopsida; Malpighiales; Euphorbiaceae
Exons: 2
Coding region: 206-667 (153 amino acids)
Source: RefSeq, a predicted model, not a curated record
CUACUUACGUAGAACUACUCCAAACUACUUCUAUAAAUUCUCUAACUACUUCUCCUUUUGAUACACCAUUAUUUGCUUCUUCAUAUUUCCUUUGAUUUCUCCUUCUUCUGUACCUUUUGUAGCCUUUCAUCAUUGAACAGAGAAGGGCAAACAAUUUAAGGUUUCCUAUACAUAUAUAUACAUCUUAAGCUUUCUUGAUUUUAUCAUGGCUGAUCCAAUCACUGCUGCUGCAAUUGGUGCUGCUAUAACUGCUACUGCUACUUUAACUGCUGCAGCCAUUGCUGGAACAAUCGCGACUACGAACCUGGUUUACCAAGUAGGGAAAGAUGUGCGUGCCGCUCGUAAAAAGAAAACCUCUUACUUAAACAGCCUGCAGAAGAACUACGAAAUGCUAGAGAUGAAGUUACAGAAACUCAUUGCUCUUGCCAUGGAUAUGGAUCGGGCUAUUGUCAUAACAGAGAAAGUUAAGAAUAGUAGCACUUUCAAGACAUGGAAAACGAGGGUAGAGGAGAUUCAGACAGAAGUGAGGGCUUUGCUUAACGAAUAUGAAAGCAUUAGCCAAAGCAAGAAGAAAAAGAAAGUCUCGCUUAGCCAGAAGAUGGAGGAGAAGUGCAUGGAAGUUAGCGGACUAGUGGAGGAAGGAACUGUUAUGAUUGCACACUUUUGAUCAUUUCUUGUUGGAUUAUUAGAACUAAAGCAGGAUGACUGUUUGCUUCAAUGGCUUGAUGGUGUGGGAAGUAGAUGUCAUAAAUAAAUAAUUGAUAGGUUGUUCUUGUUGUCAAAAUUUUAAUUCUCGCUGUGAGUAAACAUAUAUGACUAUUCUAAGAAUAAAUAUAUAUGUAUUCUUUUAAGUUGUAACCGCUCAUUGUUUUUAUUUUAAAUACUGAAGUUUGACACUUCUCUUUA